Messenger RNA from Lolium perenne, 1046 nucleotides. NCBI's taxonomy places the organism in Eukaryota, Viridiplantae, Streptophyta, Magnoliopsida, Poales, Poaceae. The record is from RefSeq and is a predicted model, not a curated record.
UCCCGCGCGGCAAAAAAACCGCCGUUUUGCCGCGCGCGGACGCUGCCGCUCCGCUCCAGCGGACGCGGGAAAACGGCGCGCGCGCUAAAAGUUUUACCGCCCGCGCGCUUUCGCGCUAUCCCGCGCGGGAAAUCUGCCGCGUGCGAUGCCGCGCGCGCUAUAAAGAUGACACGCGCGAAGCGGCCACCUGCCACUCCUCCCACGCGUCUUCCUCCCGCGCCCUCUCUCUCCCCGCCGCUCUCCCUCCCGCGCCGCUCCGCCUCCGGCCGUUCCUCCUCGACGCGAAGAUGCCGCCGCGCCGCCGCUCAUCCUCCGGCUACCGCGGCGUCCGCGCGCGGCCGAGCGGCCGAUUCGACGCGGAGAUCCGCUCCGGCGAGGAGCGGAUCCGCCUCGGCACCUUCGACACGGCGCACGAGGCGGCGCGUGCCUACGACGCCGUCGCGUGGCGGCUGGGCCGCAGCCGCCGCGCGAUGAACUUCCACGACGUGUUCACGCGCGAGAAGGCGGAGAUGCUCGCGCCGCCGCCGCCGAUGAUCACGCGGGAGGAGCAGCGCCGACAGCGGGAGCUCGAGCAGCGCCUGCUCAUCGCCGAGCGCGACGAGGCGUUCCGCGUCGAAUGGGCGCGCCGCUUCCCGGAGGACGUCGCCGCCACGGCGGCCUUCUACGCGGAGAAAGAGAAGAAGGAGGAGGAGAAGGCGGCGGAGAAGGCGGCAAAAAAAGCUUCCCGCGAGAAGCGCCGCGCCGAGAUCGCGAAGAGGAAGGCGGCGAGGGCCGCGAAGGCGGCGAGGAAGGCGGAGGAAAAGAAGAACGGCGCAGGGCCGUCGACGGUCGUCGUCUCCUCCUCCUCCUCCUUCGAGUGGACGACAACGCCGGUGUCGUCCACGACUCCGAGCAGCUCGGACUUCAACUGGGACUCCUCCGAGUAGUCUCGUAGAACUUUUAAUAUAUGUCGCAUUGUAUUGUCGAACUUUUAUAAUAUAUUCGUAUUUUCGCUCAAAUUUUCAUAGUUUGUUCGAUUUAAAUUUUCAAAAAACGGUCGGAUUUAG